Ipomoea nil (Japanese morning glory) is the source of this 1902-nucleotide messenger RNA. RefSeq names its product probable beta-1,3-galactosyltransferase 2. The record is from RefSeq and is a predicted model, not a curated record. NCBI's taxonomy places the organism in Eukaryota, Viridiplantae, Streptophyta, Magnoliopsida, Solanales, Convolvulaceae. Gene Ontology annotation, molecular function: hexosyltransferase activity. The transcript is spliced from 11 exons. The coding region runs from base 347 to 1564 and encodes 405 amino acids. Gene Ontology annotation, cellular component: Golgi membrane.
UGUACAGACUAGAAAGUGAAAACAAAUUACUCCGCAACAAUUAUAAAUAAAUGAAAGGGUAGGGGAAAGAGAGAAGUCUUGAUUGACUCUUGAGCCUACCUGGUGUUCAGUUGGAAUCCAUUUGGGUGGGUGGCAAAGUGAGUCGUCUUGUCCUCAAAUUCCACAAACCACCAAUACCCCAAUACCACCUUCUUCUCAUUCUGUUUUUGAAUUUUGUAGUGAAAAAUCUAGUCUUGGAACUCUGAAUCUGGUUCUUGAGCUAGGUUGGCUUGGGAACUGAGAUGGGUAUUCCUUGAAUUUGAAUUCUGAUUGGUUUCGAGCAGAGAAGAAGAAGAAGAAGAGAAAAAUGGGUUGGAAAAGCAGGGGAUUUGAUUCCACCCCAAAGAGUGUUGUUUCAAGAAAAUUAACAAUCUUGCUCUGUGUUGGAUGCUUCUGUGUCGGGAUGCUCUUCACUGACAGAAUGUGGACGGUGCCAGAAGCUAAGGGCAUAUCACGGCCUACACAGAUGGAGGAUGACAAGAUAAAGUUAGUUUCAGAGGGCUGUGAUACUGGAAUUAAGCACCCAGAAAGGGAAUCCCGGGAUAUUCUUAUGGAGGUUUCAAAGACACAAAACGCUAUACAAACUCUGGAUAAAACAAUAUCUAAUUUAGAGAUGGAGUUAGCUGCAGCAAGGGCUUUGCAGGAUUCUAUACUGACUGGCUCCCCGAUAUCUGAAGACUUGAAGAUCCCGGAAUUGAAUAAGAAACGAAAAUAUCUAAUGGUCGUUGGCAUAAAUACCGCCUUUAGCAGCCGAAAAAGGAGAGACUCUAUCCGUGCUACCUGGAUUCCCCAAGGGGAGAAACUAAAAAAGCUCGAGGAGGAAAGAGGCAUUAUUAUGCGCUUUGUAAUAGGACACAGUGCUACUUCUGGUGGCAUUCUUGAUCGAGCAAUUGAAGCAGAAGACAAGAAGCACGGAGAUUUCUUGAGACUGGAACAUGUUGAGGGGUACCUUGAGCUGUCUGCUAAGACAAAGACGUAUUUUGCUACUGCUGUUGCUCUCUGGGAUGCAGAUUUCUAUGUCAAGGUUGAUGAUGAUAUACAUGUAAAUAUAGGGACACUGGGAGCAACUUUAGCCAGGCAUCGUUCCAAACCCCGAGUAUAUAUUGGAUGCAUGAAAUCUGGUCCCGUCCUUGCACAGAAGGGAGUAAGAUAUCAUGAGCCCGAACACUGGAAAUUUGGUGAGGAAGGAAAUAAGUACUUCCGCCAUGCGACUGGGCAGCUAUAUGCCAUUUCAAAAGAUUUAGCAACCUAUAUUUCCAUAAACCAGAACAUGCUUCACAAAUAUACUAACGAGGACGUCUCUCUGGGAUCAUGGUUAAUCGGAUUGGAUGUAGAACAUAUAGAUGACCGAAGGCUGUGCUGUGGAACUCCACCCGACUGUGAAUGGAAGGCUCAAGCGGGGAACGUAUGCGUGGCUUCCUUUGAUUGGCGAUGCAGUGGCAUUUGCAAUUCGGUGGAGAGAAUCAAGGAGGUUCACCGUCGGUGUGGGGAAGGCGAUAACGCCCUUUGGAAUGCAGUGUUUUGAUAAUGCGGAUCCUCCAAGCUCUGGAGGCGUUGGAACUGAUAUCAAGAGUACAGUGUAAUGGCCAUUUGUUUCGGGGAAUUUUUCUGAAUUAUCAACCUGUAAAAUACGCGUCGAAAGAAGCAGUGAGACAGAGAGGUUGCUGUGGGAAUCUACUCCAUUUUAGGUAAGGAAAGAGAUGACUAUGGCAGCAGUCUACUAGAGGAGCAAAAAGUGUAAACUUACAAUUUCUUAGAUGUUUAGGAAACACAAAAAUUCUUUUAGUCUCUGAUUGGAGAGCUAGUGAAACUUGUAAUAAGUCUGUAUAAAUGCAGGCUAUGAUUUCCUGUUUUCACCUUUCA